Vitrella brassicaformis is the source of this 5814-nucleotide messenger RNA. NCBI's taxonomy places the organism in Eukaryota, Vitrellaceae. The record is from the annotation of a GenBank genome assembly.
CAUCUGGAAUGAUUGAUUUUCUGCUGUAGACGUGGGCCUGCACGUCUUCAAUUCCUUCCUCAGUCUACUAUCUCCGCCAGCAGCCUCGGUGUGUUCCGCCGUCAUCUGUGCCUUCGUGACAUGGAGAAAUCCUGCCUAUGGUGGCAGCACCCCCUUGUCAGACGUACACAGACCACGCCAGAACACACACGCCGUACUGGCCGGCUAGCCUCCCGUCACACACACACACACGGAGAAGACAGCCCCUUCACCCACCCACCCAGAGAGCAGCGUGUUCACUGAGACACCAGUGCAAACACGCUGUCUCUGCCAUGGUCGGCCGUCACCGGCAAAAGCUCCCGCCCGUCGGCCUCCCUUGCCCCGCCCCCCUCACUCUCGGCCAUUGCGCGGCCGAUCUGUCUGCGGAGGAAGUGCAUCUUCUCGUGUUCGCUGCGCAGAGGCUCCCAGUCAAAGUAGGGGACGAGCGCCACGUGCCACCCCAUGGCUCUCAGGAGGCGGUGGCGCGCUCGUGACCAGGCCGUCCUGAGGGAGAGAGAGAGAGAGGAGGUCUGAUUUGGUUCUGUGUGGCGAUGGGUGGGUGGGUGGGUGGGUGGGUGGGUGUUGGGUGACUGACUGACCAUUCUAUCUGAGUGCCGUCCAUCUCUGUGUAGAAGUCGUUGGGCAGACCGACCUACACACACACACACACACACACACAAACAGGGUACGGAGCCCAUAUUACAUGUGUGUGGAUGUACAUCUGUUGUGCGUUGGUCAGUCAGUCUGACCUCGAUGACCACUUUGUAGUGCGUGUCUGCGAUGUGUACGACGAAGGGCGCCGCAUCCACCAGCAAAGAAGGAACCAGAUACUGACACACACACACACACACACACACACACACAGCAGAGAGGAAGAGAUGGAGAGAGAGACAAUGACCAGCACUCAAUGCAUCCAUCCACGAACGCACCCCGGGCUGUGCUGGCUGACCAUGGUCUUGGCGAUGCGGUGGUUGGCGAGCAUCUCCAAGUGUUUCCACACAUCCCUCUCCAGCGCAUUCAGGGCCCUCUCGCCACGACCGCCCUCACACCCACCCUCACUGAGCUCAUCGGCGGUGUCAACCUCCGUCAGAUCAGCAGUGGGAGGGAGGGCUGGUGCCGGUGCUGGUGGUGGUGGUGGUUCUGCUUGCGGCUCGAGCAGUGAGGUGAGGAAAUGGUAGAGGGGCAGAGUGGAUGGAGAGACGUCACCUGCACGCGCACACACACAGACACAGGCACACACGAUGUCGCCCGCGUGGCUCCAUCUCUGUCUGGUUUGGUCUGACUGGCUUCGAUGCGGUGGCAGUGGGUCAUGCUGCACGCGGCGAGCUUCAACAGAGGCAGCGACGAGCCGUCAGCACGGACACGGCGGUGAUGUGCUGCACACACAAACAACACAACACACCACUAUACAGGACACCCGAAGACACUCCCCCCCACUUUUGGCAGCCCUGCCCUGCCGACCCGCUAUCCCAUCCAGGAGCUGGAUGAACGCCGAUCGUGUGUGUGGCGAGGUGUCGUUCCACAGAAUGAGGGCCGACAGCAGCCGCAGCAUAUCGGACAGGUCGCUGGACGCACCGAGGGGGAUCAAAGGGAGACGGUGAGAGAACACGCGAGUCAGCAGGCUGGCAGUCUGACACACGCAGACACACAGACAGACAGACAGACAGGCAGACAGACGGAGAGACGGAGAGACGGAGAGAGAGGGAUCACCACAGCCAAACAGACACACACACACACACACACACACAAGGUUGCACGCUCACUUUGUCGUUGAGCUGCCCGAAGAGGUCGCUGUGUGGGAAGCCCAGUUUGGUGAGGCCGAACGCCACGCGAGAGAGGUCGGCGAGGUCGAAGGAGGCGGGCAGCGGCUGCAGGGCCUCCGUCAGGGCGAGCAGCAGCUGGUUGUCCCGCAGAUCCAUCGACCCCCACACAUGGACCUGACCGCACACACGCGCACAGAUGGCCUCUCGUCUAUGUGAUUGAUGCAUGCCUUGUUCCCCCACCCCUCCCUCCCUCCCUCCCUCCCUCCCUCCGCCACUCACUGACCAGCUGUGCGAUGACUUUGGUGUCGUCGUCAAUGCUCUUGGCCUGCAGGAUGGCUAUGAGUGCGUUGGAGAUGCGACCGAAUCGCCGCCUCUGCUGACCAAACACCGGCCGCAGUCGAGCCAGUGUUGAAGCCACCAGCAGCAGAUCGCGGGGCGGGAAGACAUCCAGGUUGAUACGCGCCUGAACGAGACACACCAACAAAGCGUUGCGUGAUGCAUGCGACACAUGACAUGAGGGGUGGGGGGAACUCACCUGGUCCCAUAGCGUCUGCCAGACGUCUUUGUCUUCCACCCGGCCCCGCUGCAUGCCCUCCAUCAUCCGCAACACCUCCCGCGCCCCAUACGGCCGCACCCACUUCAUGAGGUGCCCCUUGGCGCCCUCACACACGAUGCCCCACCCCCUGCCCUCGCCCCCACACAAGGCCGCCACGUGACACACGAAAUCCGCCACCUCAUUCGGCCCCCAGGCGCCCUCGUCCAUCCCCAGCCUCUUCACGGCCACCGGUGCGAUAGCAUCGAUAAACGGGGAGACAUCCAUCGGCUCUGCACACGACUCAACCGCCAUUCGCAAGCCGGCCACCAUGCGCAAGAGAGUCUCAAUGUCGGCGAACUGGUGCGCUUGGCUUGUGGCGCGAGCCACCAGGGCGUUGAUGAGGUCAGGGGAGGUGAAUCUGAGGUGGGCCAGGGCGCUGAGGCAUCCGGCGAUCACGAAGGGGGGCGACGAGGGGAGGGAGGCCGCCAGCCGUUGUGAGAGCAGAAAGAGGGGCUUGUGGACGGAUUGCGGCGCACAGCCGGCGCGCUGAAACGCCGUCAGCAAGCUGUGCACGCCCUGAAUGAAACACAACAAAAUGCACCAACCAACGUGACUGUCGGGUCAGAUCCCACUCACCCCCCUCCCCCUCCCUGCCUCACCACCGGCGUCAGUUGGCCGAUCUUCGCGGCAUCGAGCGCCUCGCAGAUCUUCCCAAUCCACUCGUCUUUGGCCAUGGCGCGGUUCAGCUUGGUGAGGUCGUUGGCCACCAUGGCCAGGGAGUUGGGCGAGAGCUCGCCCAGACGCGCCAUCAAGUGCACCACAACAGAGUGCGACAGCCGGCUGUCGCGGUCGCCCCGCAUCACGUGGGCAUGCAGCAGCUCUGCCAGGUCCGUUGGGCUGCAUUUGGGUAGCAUUUCGCGGAGCCUCUCGCUCAGAUCGGUCAGCGACGCCUUGACCCACUCUGGCCGCGCCAGGGCGACGUCGAAGGACAUGUCGAGCUCGCUGUUUGGGAACAUCCCCACGGGCCCCUCCUCUCCCUCAACCGUCCCAGUCACCUCACCCCCACCACCACGUGUGCGGGGCUCCAUGGUCAUGGCGUCGGGCACACCAGCAACACCGACCUUCUUGCCCAGCUCCACCCACAAUGGCGGGCUCUUCAUGGGCCGCGGUCUCCUGUAUUUGCUGAAUUCUGGUGGUGGGCGCUGCGUGACAUUCCAAUGGGGGUCUGAUGCCAGCAAAAAGUUGGGCGGUGUGGGGCCUUUGACGUAGAGGGCGUAGAGAGAGACGAGGUCGCGGGGCGGGGCGGUGGGCGUGUGUAUGAGGGAUGCCGAGUGGACCAGGUGCAUGAAGGCCGGGGUGAGGUAGUCGAGCUGCUGGAGACACUGCACCACACCCACCCCACACACGCAAACAUGCCGAAGACAUGCAUCGCAUCAAUCGGCGUGUGCGUGCAACCAACACAGGCAGGUCCGUACCAGGGCGACAUUGACAAGUUGUGAUGAGCUGAAUGUGGGCAGUCUCGGCGCACCAGCCUGCAUGACCAACACGAGAAAGGGGGAAGACACCGCUCCUCCUUCUCUGCACAUGCAUUUGCUUUCGUGUUGUUCAUUGAGCUGACCCGUGUGAGUUUCCUCACAAUGGGCACAAUGAGGUGCCGUCUGCCCUCCUGGCUGCGCAGUAUAGACUGCAGCAACGACGCAUAACCCUGGAGACAGACCGCUCACAUGCACACAGAACAAUCAACCAUUGUGCCACCAGACGCCCUCCCCAGAUAUGCAUAUGUAUGUGCCUGUGCCACCCACUAUCUCUCUCUCUCUCACCUCGGGCCUCAACUCCGCCACAACUCGACUCAGCUCCCGCGCCACCUGCUUCCAAAACUCCCGCUUCUCAACCAUCCUCACGCCACUCCCCUCCUCCUCCCCUCCCCCGUCUUCCACCACCACCACGUCCUUUCUGUGUGUCUUCCUGGGCGGGUCAUCGAUCAGCACGUCCUCCUGGAACCGGACGGCGAUGCUGACGAGGUGCGGCAGAUCGGUGCUGUUGGCUCGGGUGAGGAGGGAGGGGAGGGAAGGGGCCAGUUUGGCCAGGAAGGAGGCGUGUGGGUGGUCGAAACGGAUCAGCGUGUUGCCGAUCAGACAGACGCCUGAUUGAUGUGAUGCAUCCCCCCAUGACAUCAUGCAUGAGAGCGAGCAUCUGCUACUCCGUGUCUGUCGUGUUGGUUACUUCUCAGUGGUAGCUCCUCGAAUUGCUCCGUCGCCCGUGUCACAAGAUGGUGGAGCAGGGCGUGGUUGGGGCCGAAUGGUGGGUGGUGCGAGAGGAUGUGGAUGACGCGGGAGAGCUCCAGCGGAGUGCGGGCACACGCCUGACAGACACACCACACACACGACAGACAGUCACGCCCAUGUAUGUCAUGUCAUCCAUCGGCCUGCCUCUUCUGCUCUCGUGUGCUGACUGACGACUCACCGCUGCCUUGCGUAUGGCCUCCUGGAAAAGCUGCCGGUUGCCGGUCUUACCGUGCCGCACCGCCGCGUCACACAGCGCCGACACCACCGUAUACACGCUUCGGCCCAUCCCAUCGUCGCCAUACACAACGGCACGCCUUUCCUUCACUUUUGUUGUGGGUGGUGGUGGUGGGAUGGCCCGCGGCCCUCCCGCUCCGAAGGUUUCGAGGUCGUAGUGGUCAGGGAUGGAUGUGGCCUCGGACGGCAGCGGGGAGUCGAUAUCCGCUGCUGACCGGAGCAGCGCAUCUGAGCCGCCAACCACACCCAGCAGAAGAGGAGAAAGAAAGAAAGAAAGACAUAUCAGAACCAUCCAUGUGUGUGUUGUGUUGUGUUGUCUUCUCUUCUGUUCUGUUGCUUGCCUUGUGCGAGCCUGGUGCUCUUGAGGUGUUUGCCGUUGGUGCUGAGGACGAUGGGCACCUUCUGCUUGAACCGCCGGUUUGGCCGCACGAAGAUCGGGUCGGACUUGAUGACGCCAGAGGCCCUCUCCGGACCAUCGUCUGCCCGUGGCCACCUCUUGACCGCCGUAUCCUCCCCCUGCGCCGACAUCUGCACGCUGGCUGCUCCCGCAGCACCUGUGCUCGCCGCUGCAGUGGACAUCUGGCGAAAGAGAGGGGUGGUGGACGGCCGAGAGAGGCCGCGGGAAAUCAUCUCGCUCUCUCAAGGCCGCCGGUUUCGUCGCACUCGUGGCUGCCGCGUGUUGUAUGUAAGAGCCUCUGAGUCACCGGCCGCGUCGCAUAUAGAAGAGAUCUGUGUGCCGAGCCCGCCUCACUCAUGCGGCUCCGCCCCCGGCCGCAUUGCCGCCGUCAAUCUCGUCGACGUUGAAGCAGUGUGAGAUGAGGACUGUGUAUAAUACGACGACGAAGUAUAUGGACGAGAGUUCGUCGAACUCUUGCGUGAGGUAGAGGAAGAGGAAAUAGAAAGUUAUCCACAUGGCGCAAACGCGUCGACCACGUCAAGAUCCAUCGAAGAUCAGAGGAAGCGCCUCCUUAUUGCUGAC